GCCGACCAAAGUGCACGUGUCGCUCGCGACCGGUUACAGUGAACGUGUGUUGUGAAUGAACUGUCAAUAUGGUGCGGAGCCUGUCUCAGUGGACGAAGACCCUCAGCUUCCCAGCGAGGCUGUCGCCCAACCGCACGUCUAAGGAGAGCGUUAUCAAUGUACAACCUGCCUCUCCGGGGGUGUCCCCCACACCGAGCGCCUCUUCGCUCCCCCAGGGAUCGGAUAAGACCACGACCCCCAUCCCGAUCACAGAAAUCAGCCAAAUCAUAUACCCAGAUCCCGAGUCGGAGAAGGCGAUAAUGGGAUCAGUGGUGUACUGCAUCCAUCACAAGGAUGGAUGCCAGUGGUCGGAUGAACUACGCAAAUUAAAGGCCCACCUCAACACAUGCAAGCACGAUGCGGUGCUGUGCGCUGCUCAAUGUGGCGCGAUGAUCCCCCGCGUUCUGAUGCAGGACCACCUCCGCUAUACCUGUCCGAGGCGAAGGGCCAAUUGCGAGCAUUGCCAUAAGGAGUUCUCUGGCAGCGCUUUGGAGGAGCACCAAGGCAACUGUGGUCACGAGCCGGUGUACUGCGAGAACAAGUGCGGCGCCAAGGUCCAGAGGCGGCAUACACAGCAGCAUUUGCAACAGCACUGCAGCAAACGACUCGUGCCUUGUAGACAUUGUAAUCAGCGUUACACCCAGGAUACAGUCGCAGCCCACGGCGCCGGCUGCGCGCGCGCUCCCGUGCCGUGCCCGCAGCGCUGCGCGGCCGCGCCGCUCCCGCGCGACGAGCUGGACGCGCAUCUCCGUGAUCACUGCGCAGCCGCUGGUUUGGCCUGCGCGUUUAGGGACGCUGGCUGUCGGUUCAAGGGUACCAGACAAGCUCUAGAACGGCAUACAGAAGACAGCUGCCAACAGCACCUAGCCCUGGUUUCUUCCCUGGCCAGCAGACAAGCCAGGCAGCUGGAAAGUCUCCGCGCGGCAGUUUCCAGGCUAUCAGUAAACUGUUCCGGAGUCCUUGUAUGGAGGAUCACGGACUGGGCCGCCAAGAUGGCGGACGCUAAAUGCAAAGAUGGCGUCGAGUUGGUGUCACCCAUUUUUUACACGAGCCAAUAUGGAUAUAAGUUGCAGGCGUCUCUAUUUCUGAACGGUAACGGCGCUGGCGAAGCUACCCACAUGUCGGUUUAUAUCAAAAUUCUGCCCGGCGAAUACGACGCCAUCUUGCGGUGGCCAUUCGCCCACACGGUCGCCUUCACUCUCUUCGACCAGAGCUCCAACCCUGACAGAGCCUGCAACAUCGUCGAGAGCUUCGUACCUGACCCCACGUGGAAAAACUUCCAGAGACCCUCAAAAGAGCCUGAUGCAUUGGGCUUCGGCUUCCCAAGGUUCGUCUCCCACGAGAUGUUGAAGAAGAGGAAUUUUAUCAAAGAUGACGUCAUGUUCUUGAGAGUUAAAGUGGAUCCGAGUAAAAUUGUAGCUGUUUAAUUAAUAGAUAGUGUUGCAAUUUUUUGAUAGUGUGGUCCAAAGUUUGCAAACAGAAUUCAAUCAAUUAACAAAAGGUUCCGGUUAUUUUUAUUUCUAUACUAAAACAGAUUGAAAAUGUCUGUUUAAUUUGCCAUUUCUUACUAUCACCGUCACUCACUGACUUAUUGGUCAGGAAGAGACACCAACAGAAAAUGUUUCGUUGAAAAUAAAUAGAUAACUUCACACCACAUUUCUAAAACAAGUCGGAUAAUCUUCGCACAGUCAUUGUUAUUUAGUAAUAAGUAAUUUAAAAGUCAUAGUUUAAGCUGUACAUAUUAGUCUAAAUGUAUAAAUUGUACAUAAUUAGUUUUAGAAGCGCCAACGCGAUUGUUAUCCUUUCACUAAAGAUCUCUUGAGUUUCUUUGCCGGCUGAAGAACUAACAUGCCAAAUAUCGUUUUAAAGGACACCUACUUAUAUAUACUGCAAUAUAAUACAGUUAUAAUUCCUCCAUAUUCAAAAGAACUCCAUCAGAUUCAUUAUUUAUUCACUUUUUUUUUAAACCAGGCUUAGUUAAAAAUUGUUGCGUCAAAUUAACCGUCAUAUUUUGUUAGUGACAUGUGCUUACCUUAAAUUAUUUUUUCAAUUAUUAUUAAAAAGUCUCUUGAAUACCAUAUAUAAUAUACCUUUGAAUGUGACGAGAUAGGUAUUUAUUUCUUUUUGAUGACAAAUUUUUUGAAUACAAAUUCGCACACAUUUUUAUAGGAUUCUGCAAAAAUUGUGUGUGCAUAACUAAAUAAACAAUUGCUCAAACGCGUUUUUGACAGCCUUACGCAAAAUAAAUUGAA
Messenger RNA from Amyelois transitella, 2291 nucleotides. RefSeq names its product TNF receptor-associated factor 4 (gene Traf4). The coding region runs from base 69 to 1466 and encodes 465 amino acids. Gene Ontology annotation, biological process: regulation of apoptotic process; tumor necrosis factor-mediated signaling pathway; protein K63-linked ubiquitination. The record is from RefSeq and is a predicted model, not a curated record. The transcript is spliced from 7 exons. Gene Ontology annotation, cellular component: plasma membrane signaling receptor complex. NCBI's taxonomy places the organism in Eukaryota, Metazoa, Arthropoda, Insecta, Lepidoptera, Pyralidae. Gene Ontology annotation, molecular function: protein binding; zinc ion binding.